Messenger RNA from Caretta caretta (loggerhead turtle), 999 nucleotides. RefSeq names its product olfactory receptor 52E4-like. Gene Ontology annotation, molecular function: G protein-coupled receptor activity; olfactory receptor activity. Gene Ontology annotation, biological process: G protein-coupled receptor signaling pathway. Gene Ontology annotation, cellular component: plasma membrane. NCBI's taxonomy places the organism in Eukaryota, Metazoa, Chordata, Testudines, Cheloniidae. The record is from RefSeq and is a predicted model, not a curated record.
AUGCGGGAGACACCAUUCUGCCUUAGAGUUGGACACCUUCUCCCCUACUCCAUGUCAGAUUCCAACACAACUGACUUCACAAACCCCUCCACCUUCAUCCUGAUGGGCAUUCCUGGCCUGGAGGCUGCUCAUGUCUGGAUCUCCAUCCCCUUCUGCACCAUAUACACCAUAGCCAUCUUGGGAAACGUCAGCAUCUUGUUCAUCGUGAAGAUGGAGCCGAGCCUCCAUGGGCCCAUCUAUUAUUUCCUCUGCAUGCUGUCUGUUACCGACCUGGUCCUGUCUACGUCCACCAUGCCAAAAAUGUUGAACAUCUUCUGGUUCAAUUCCACUGAGAUAGAUUUCAGUGCCUGCCUCACCCAGAUGUACUUCAUUCACUGUUUCUCAGCAAUGGAGUCUGGGAUCUUAGUGGCCAUGGCUUUGGAUCGCUACGUGGCCAUCUGCCAUCCCCUGAGACAUUCUACCAUCCUCACAAAUUCUGUUGUGGCCAAGAUUGGCCUGGCCAUGGUGCUGCGCAGUAGCAUACUUGCAUUCCCCUAUCCCUUCCUGGCAAGGUGUUGGCCAUACUGUAGAACCAACAUCAUCCCCCACUCGUACUGUGAGCACAUAGCUGUGGUGAAUUUGGCUUGUGCCGACACCCGCCUCAGUAGUUAUUAUGGCCUCUUUAUUCUAUUCUCUGUGAUCUGUCUGGAUGUUUUUUUUAUCACCGUGUCAUAUAUCCAGAUCCUCAGGGCCAUCUUCAGCCUCCCCACAAAGGAUGCCCGACUCAAGACUUUUGGGACCUGUGGCUCCCACCUUUGUGCCAUCUUGGUUUUUUACAUUCCAGAUUUCUUCUCUUCCAUCACACAUCGGUUUGGCCACAAUGUGCCCUUGCAUUUCCUCAUUCUCAUGGCCAAUGUGUACCUUUUGGUGCCCCCCUUGUUACACCCUAUCAUCUAUGGUGUGAGGACCAAACAGAUCCGGGAAAGGCUGCUCCGGCUCUUUCCUCAUAAAGGGACCUAA